AUGGACUUUAAGUAAUAAUAUGAUGAAAUGUGUCAAAAAUAUCAGUAAAUGGAAGAAGAAUAUAAUCAAUUUAUUGAAGAAAGUCAAAUUUUAGAAGAUCAAUAAUAGAAAAAUAUAGAUACUUUAAAUAAACAUCUUGCACAAACCUAAAAUUAGUUAUUGUAACAAAAAGAAGAAACAUAAAAAGCAAGAGUAUUAAAUUUUUAAACAUUAUUUAAGAAUGAACUAUAACAGAUUCAAAAUCAAUUAGAAAAACAAUUAAUAAAAAAGGAUGCCCAAAUUUAAGAGUUUUAAAAAACUGUGCAAUCCUUGAAAUUAUAAAUCAUAGACUUGGAAGUUGAUUAAGAUCUAAAUAAAAAUAAGAUUAGGUAUUAAUAUUAUUAAACAUAGAUAGUUAGAAGAAACAAAUAAAGACUUAGAAAUCAAAUUAGAUAAAGUCUUUGAGUAAUUAGCAAUGGCUUAAACUGAUUUAGAGUCUAACAAACUUCAAUCCUAAGAAGAAAUUGAACGUCUAAAGCAAACAUUAAAAGGUAAAUAAAUAAUCAAUUUUAGAAAAUCAAGAUGAAUUAUUUGCUGCAAAAAAUUCAAGAGUUAGUAUAACAACUUCAAUUCCAGAAGUUGUAAAAAUGCCUAAAAUUGAUUCUUUAAGAGCAAAUGCUGCUGGCUUUAACAAAAGUUUGACUUUAAUAUAAGCAUUGAUUAAAGAUCUUGAUGAUAAAAUGACAUUAAUUAGAUAACCAAAGGCAUGA
Messenger RNA from Paramecium primaurelia, 749 nucleotides. NCBI's taxonomy places the organism in Eukaryota, Ciliophora, Oligohymenophorea, Peniculida, Parameciidae. The record is from the annotation of a GenBank genome assembly.